GUUGCUGCAUUGACAACUGAAAAGCAUCGUGUCAGAUGGACCAAUGCAGCUGCAAUGGACAUAUUGGGAUAACCUCCAGUAGCUAUCUGUCUCGGCUACAAAGCUUUCUUCAGAUGUACUCGCACCCCGGAAGUCAUCUUUAAUCUUCAAGGAUCAAAUGGAAAAAGCCAAGAACAAGGUAUGACUUUUAGCCAGCUAGAUAGCUGUUAAGCUAAUGAAAACCUUGCAGCGUUCACGUCUCCUGGAACAUUCAACUAGCUAGGUGGGUGUAUUUUUGUCUAGCUAAUUUGUUAGUAUUAUAACUGAAUAGUUGGACGCAGCUAACGUUAGCUAACUUAAAUGGUUAGCGACGGUAAGUAGCUACGUUGCUGACAACUCAUGAGUGGCUGUAUUGAUUGAUUUGCGUGCUAAAACGAUGGCUAGCUAACGUGAUUAGAAAAUAGCUAAAAGUUAUGUAGUCCUUGUAUAAUGAUAACUAUGUCUGCUAGUUAGUCAUAUACAAGCACUGGGAAAACAAGCGUUUGGCUAGGUAACAAAAUGUUGGCAGCAAGCUAUUAGAUUGAUAGCUGACAAGCAAGGUAAAUUGGGUGACAUUCUGUCAACUCCUCUAUUUCAAAUGUCAUUACAUUAGUAACCAAUUGUCAUGUAAUUAAAUGUUUGAUUCCUUGAACUUGAAGCAUGUCACUCAUUACCGCAUGCAAUUUAGAGAUUUCUUUUAAGGCUAUACUUAUUUUUGUUAAAACGCACACUGUUCUCAUACAGUAGAAUAAUUGUGAGUCGAUCUUUUAACUGACAACUUUAUUUGACUUAAUGAAAUAAUACUUUUUGGGCAAACCGACCAAACUCUCAAAUGUUAAAUCUGUAAUUCUCAUUGAAAGUAAGUCUAAAAAACUGUUAAAGUUUCGUUUUUGCAUAUUUUAUACUGAACAAAAAAUAUAAACGCAACGAUUUUACUGAGUUACAGUUUAUAUAAGGAAAUCAGUCAAUUGAAAUAGAUUUAAUUAGGCCCUAAUCUAUGGAUUUCACAUGACUGGGCAGGGGCGUGGCAAUGGGUGGGUCUGGGAGGGCAGGGGCCAAUCUGGGAGCCAGGUCCAACCAAUCUGAAAGAGUUUCUCCCCACAAAAGGGCUUUAUCACAGACAGAAAUACUUAGGUCCGGGUGGCUGGUCUCAGACGAUCCCGCAGUUGAAGAAGACGGAUGUGGAAUUACUGGGCUGCCGUGGUUACACGUGGUCUGCGGAUGUGAGGCCCGUCGGGCGUACUGCCAAAGUCUCUAAAACAACGUUUUUCUUAUGAUAGAGAAAAUAACAUUAAAUUCUCUGCCAACAGCUCUGGUGGACAUUCCUGCAGUUAGCAUGCAAAUUGCACGCUCCCUCAACUUGAGACAUUUGUGGCAUUGUGUUGUCCCCAGCACAAGUUGCACCUGUGUAAUGAUCAUGCUAUUUAAUUAGCUUCUUGAUAUUCCACACCUGUCAGGUGGGAUGGAUUAUCUUGACAUAAGAGAAAUGCACACUAAUAGUGACGGAAACAAGUUUUUGCACCACAUUUGAGAAGAAGCUUUUCGUGCGUAUGGAAAAUAUCUGGGAUCCUUUAUUUCAGCUCAUGAAACAUGGGACCAACACUUUACAUGUUGCAUUUUAUAUUGUUGUUUGGUAUAGUUUUGGUUUUGUACACCAGCUGUUAAUACAAUAUUUUUGGUUAUGGAAAAUAUUUCACAGCGGUUUAGAUGGUACAAUGAUUCUCUACACUAGCUUGUUUUGUCAUAAACUGAAAUUAAGUGAACUAUUAGAAUUUUAGGCCCCAACAACCAGAAAAUGGUGGGGAAAUUUCUGCGUAGUGCAUCAUUAAGCUAUAUUUUUUAUGAUCUGCUCUUCAAUGUCUUGUCCAAGGAAUGUGACUUAUGCAAUAGGUAUUAGGCCUAGCCUACUCCUCCGUGUCUCUGCAGCCUGCCUUCUGGAAAAAUGUCCCAAAGUGAAAAAUCUUCAGUUCUUGGAAAUGUUCCUCUUGCAGUUUGAAAGGAAACCCCUGCCAAACAAAGCACAUUCUUAAAGCUGGAGGUUCCCUCAGCACUAGCCCUUGGUCAUGACAUUCAGUUCCAUUAUAUAUAAGUCAUUGGACGAAGGCUUCUGUAGGGUAAGUUUUGUUAAGAGCCGCAAUGCUCGGUCUGAACAUAAACCGUACCGCAAGCGAUAAUGUGUUAAAACCUUAUCUUUCAUAUCGGCGAGUAAUAAUUAAAAAAAGUUUAAUUGAUACACGCCUUUCAUAGGGUUAGUGUUCCCACAUGGUCAUAUUUCCAUGUUACAGCGCUUGUUUACGGAAAACAGAUGGAAGACGGAGUGGGCUAUCUGUGCUAAUUAGCUAUCUGUGUCUCCGAACACCUGUAAACGGAAGAACGAUGCCACAAAGUUGUCACUGAAAAAUACUGGUGGCUGCAAAUGUGUUAAAGCGGGUUAAAACAGUCAGGGUAUAUUUUGGAUUUGUGAAAAUAUUUUGACGUGAUAUGAAAAUAGAGGGAUUUAUGUUUCUAGAACUGGACCAUAAUUGAGAAUCGAUUUAGAUGGAGUAUUUGGCUGUUUUGGCUUCCAGAGCCAAUUCCCCCUUUAAACAGAAUAUGUUUGUGCAUGUGUGAUUGUGUCCUCCUUUGUGAGUGGGCUCCUCCUUUUGUGAGUUGUUCACCAAAAUCCCCUAACCUCCCAUACAAGAUGGUCCUAGCCAUGUUUUCUGCACUGCAUAGCACAGUGUUUCCCAAUCCAGCAUAAUAGGUACAUGAUGGUGUUAACUUUGCUAAGAUCAAGUGUAGGGUUGCAAAAUUCAGGAACUUUCAAUAAAUUCCCUGGUUUCCCAAAAUCCCAUUUGGAGGAUCCCGGAAUAAGCAGAAAAUGCUGAAUCCUCCAACCAGGAUUUUAGAGAACCAGGGAAUUCAUUGAACGUUGCCAGAAUUUUGAAACCCUAAUCAAGUGUAGUAUCUGUUCUUAUCAGUUUAUCUAAUACAUCCCCUGUCGGGGGAUUACUUAUUAAAUGGGGUUUUCAAAUAGGGAGUGGGAAAUGGGAGUUGCUCCACUUAUUUAUUUAUUUAACCUUUAUUUAACUGGGCAAGUCAGUUAAGAACAAAUUCUUAUUUACAAUGACGGCCUAGGAACAGUGGGUUAACUGCCUUGUUCAGCAUCUACCCGGUAUUGAAGUACCCCUGGGAAUGGUGCACCACUUUUCAGGGGGUUGCCAGGUCAAAUCUCUGGUCUGAAGUGAGCUGGCAACUGGAGGGUUGCUGAUGGUAGCAAGUCCUAAAUACCAUUGCCAGCUGUUGUGCCCUUGAGAAAGGCACUUAACCCCCCAAAACAACUGCUCCACAGGUGCCCAGUGUGGCAGCCCCCUCCUCCAACCUCUCCUAUCCUGUAGAGGUAUGUGUAUCUUUUGGACGGGUUGAGAUAAAGUGGAAGUCACAUUUCGGGUUGGAUCUUGUGAUCUUAAAAGGAAAAAUGUCUUGGUUGGAUCUGUUAGGACUGGCUCUUCGGCUUUGGAAGAUGUUUGACUGUGAGAUCAGAGGUUAGUAUACUCAGUGUAUGUUGACUAUAAGAAAGGCAUUGAAGUAUUACUUCACACCUGAACCUGAUGGUCUACAGAAGACAUUCCAUCAUGUUACUCUAUGAAGAGUGAGCAUAGACUGAAGGUCAGUUUAUUCCCCAGUCUCUGUCACCCAAUCCCAUUCAUUCAUAGUUACAGAAAAGAGCAGCCCUCUAGGUCCAGGUUGUGUGUUUGGGUGAUCUGGUUUGACUCACAUCUGAGCUACAGACAACUGCUACAGACAACUGUUGCCUACCCAGUAUGUGUGUUGAGAGCCCAUGUCAGCAGCUGGUAAUAUGCAUUGCACAAUCCAAACAGAGGUCAGAUGGAGGUGAGAACAGGCCUACGCACACCUGACUGGAAUGUAUAGGCUUCAGUAGAACACUCAUUGUUGCAAGAUGUCCCUAUUUCUGUGUUUUUGUUUUGCAUUAUAGGGGCAACUGUAAAGGAAUAUUCCGAUGCUCAUUUUUACAUUAAUACUGCCAAUAAGUGGAAUGUUUAUGUUACUGUAUUGUAUUUCCCUUUUAGUUAUUUCAACAUUCACGGUCUGGCCUGUCUCUUGCCCUCUGGCUGUUCAGGAAUGUGUACACUAGAUAUAUUUCAAUGGGGGUCUGAAUAAACAAGCACCUCCCCACCACAGGGUUGCAACACACACACACACAAACUUGCGCACAGCUGAGAGACAUUAGGCAGAGUUUAGGCCCACUCCUCAUGAGCACAAGCCCUCUGCUGCUCUGCCAUAAAUGAGGUGAGGGAGGACAACGGGGAACUGUUAGAAAAGAUCUCAUAACUCCAGCACAAGGACCAGACGGCGUGUUCUCUUUAUUUGCAACUCUUUUUGAUGGAUUAUGUCAGUUAGUCUAAAGAAGAAAGAGUUUUGGCUUCAAGUUGGAAUUUCUUAAUACGCCAAAUAAAAGAGUUUAGGAAAAGUUCACUUUGUCACAGGCACAGAUAAUUGUCUUUAACCAGAAAUGCUCCUAUGUAAUUUAUAUUUUAAAACAAAGCAAGUAUAAUAUUUACUCUUGACUUUUUGUCUUCUUAAUUGAUGAAACAAUGAGACUUUCCAGACAGAGAGUUGGUACUUCCAUCUGCAACCAUCUUAAGAGCAGGCACAAAGACACCCCGAAAGCAUGCUUUGGUUUAAUGGUCAGUGAGGUAUAGUAAAGCCAGAAGCAGCCGGUUGGGUUUGAUCGUAGGAACCUUAGGGGAGAGCAUACAGAAGAAAGGUUUUACUGAGACGACCCCCCCCCCGUCUCCGGCAGUAUAAUUUAAACUAUGUCCAUAUCUCUAAGAACUGUAUUGCCUUGCCGAGCCUUUUGGAAAGCCAUUACUCUGCUAAUUGGUUCACCCAUUUAGCAGAUUUUGUUUAUUUUUAGGCUAUUCUCAGUGCUAUUCUCUUGCAAUGUUACACAACCAUUCCUUGAAGACAAUGUAAAAUGUUCUUGUGCGCAACACCUAGCCUAUUUUCUUUUUACUUGGUGUGAUUUUUAUUUUUUUUUUAGGAUGAAAAAGACUGCCUCAUUUGUCCUUUAACACUGUUUUAUUAGCUCUGCUGUCAUAGAUAAAGCCCCAAAUACUUUCCCUACCUUGGUCAUCAUGACAGCAAGGCCAGUUGUUCAUGCACCUGGGUGAGAUGUGAGCUAAUACACAUGGAUUGUGUAUUAAAUCUUCAUCUGUGACAGUAAGAACUUCUGACCGCAGAACAACCCCAGUUCGACCCAAACCAGCCAGUGACUGCCAUCUAGUGGCGUUGACAGUCAGGAAAUCUGAGCCUGAGCCAGAUGAAUUCUAAAGCAGAAUGCCUUGUUUUCCAGACUUGUGGAGAUAAGGUGUUUUCCUUUUUAUGGAAAUUGUUUCAAUGAAAUGUAGUUGAUUGUAGUCUUUCCACUGAUGUGUUGUCCUUAACCUCUUUUGUGUGUCCACACUGAGGUGUAAAUGUAUGGGCAUCAGAGAGCCCAGUAUGAAGAAGACAGGCAGGCCGGUGGGGACUAAGGCUCAGAGUGGAGAGAGGGGGAAGACUGAAGGCAUUGCUACAGGAACCACCGGCAAGGCUGCAGCCAAGACCACCACAACAGUACCACUGUCAAAGGUUAAAAGCAAUGAUGAUCUGCUAGCAGCAAUGGCAGGGGGAACUCCAGCUACGAACCGCACUGUGACCAAGAAUAAGAGGACUGCCUCCACGGGGAACAGCAAUGGUAACCCAGACAGUAAACCAAAGACUAGCACAGGUUCCUCAGCCAAACGUGUGACGUCCUCGACCUCCAAGGAGCCCAACUCAUCAAGGGAUCGUCUGCGGACAUCCAGAACAUCGCCUAGUAAGAAGCAGUCAUCAGGGGCAGGGCAGGGAGAUGUGGCCCAGGGAAAGCGCUCUCGCAGCCAGCAGCUGGCACAGUCAGAGGGCCGCAUGAACAAGUCUAAAUCAGACAGCCAGAUCAGUGACAAGGUGGCCCUGGAGGCCAGGGUGGAGGACCUGCUGGGUUUGGCCAAGAGCAAAGACGUGGAGAUCCUGCACCUACGCAGUGAGCUGAGAGAUAUGAGGGCUCAGCUGGGCCUGGGACGGGAAGAGGUGCCCCCAGAGGAGGGAGAAGGUGGAAGGGGGGAGGAGAAGCCCCUGGAGAGGGAGGUGUCGGCCAUCACAGCAGCGGACGUGGAGUCCACGCUGCUCCUCCUGCAGGAGCAGAACCAUGCCAUCCGUGAGGAACUGAACCUGUUGAAGAGUGAGAACCGCAUGCUGAAGGACCGACUCAAUGCGCUUGGCUUCUCCCUGGAGCAGAGGCUGGAUGGCUCUGACAAGCUCUUUAACUACGUCUCCCUGAGCCCAGACCUGGCUGCCAGCAGCAGACACAGCGAUGGCAGGUGCACUGGUACCCUCACUUCCUCUGUGGAGGGCUCUGCUCCGGGCUCCCUGGAGGACCUGCUGACGGACCAACAGCACGGCGGUUCAUUGGACAACUUGGACAGUGAAUCCAGCGAGGUCUACCAGGGUGUAACAUCCAGCGACGACGCCCUGGAUGCCCCCUCCGGAGCCUCCUCCUCCUCUGAGUCUGAGAGCCUGCCCAGCCGAGAACGCUCGUGCCGGGGCAGCGGCGGCAACGCCAGCGAGGUGUCUUUGGCCUGCCUGACAGAGCGAAUCUACCAAAUGGAGGAGAACCAGCACAGCACGGCCGAGGAGCUGCAGGCCACACUACAGGAGCUGGCUGACCUGCAGCAGAUCACCCAGGAGCUGAAUGGAGAGAACGAGAGGCUAGGGGAAGAGAAGGUAAUCCUCAUGGACUCUCUGUGUCAGCAGAGCGACAAGCUGGAGCACUACGGCCGGCAGAUUGAGUACUUCCGCUCUCUGCUGGACGAUCACCACGUGUCCUACGUCUUGGAGGAGGACAUCAAGAGCGGCCGCUACAUGGAGCUGGAGCAGCGUUACGUGGACCUGGCCGACAAUGCCCGCUUUGACAGGGAGCAGCUACUGGGGGUACAGCAGCACCUCAGCAACACACUGAAGAUGGCUGAGCAGGACAACGCCGAGGCCCAGGAGUUGAUCGGCGCUCUGAAGGAGAGAAACCACCACAUGGAGCGCAUCAUGGAGUCAGAGAGGCAGGACCGGGGGGCCAUGGUAGCAGCGCUGGAGGAGUACAAGGCGGCGGUGAGCAGUGACCAGGUAGAGCUGAGCCGCUGCAGGGCCCAGCUGGACCAGGAGAGGCAGAAGGUGGCUGAGCUCUACUCCAUCCACAACUCUGGAGACAAGAGUGACAUCUGCCAGCUGCUGGAGGGUGUUCGGCUGGACAAGGAGGAGGCAGAGGGCAGGGCUACCAAACUGCAGGAGGACCUGGGCCACGCCUGCAGUGAUGUCACCAGGCUGCAGGACACCCUCAAUAAGCUGGAUGGGGAGUACCAGGACUUCCAGGAACAGGUACAGAAGCAGAUGGCUGAGCAGAAGCGUGGGCUGGAGAAACAGCGCGGUGAGCUGCUGGAGAAGGAAACUGAGAUCGGGGACAUGAAGGAGACCAUAUUUGAGCUGGAGGAUGAGGUGGAGCAGCACCGAGCAGUCAAACUCCACGACAACCUCGUCAUCACAGACCUGGAGAACUCUGUGAAAAAGCUACAGGACCAGAAGCAUGACAUGGAGCGGGAGAUUAAGAUCCUCCACCGGAGGCUGAGGGAAGAGUCGGCAGAGUGGCGUCAGUUCCAGGCUGAUCUGCAGACGGCCGUGGUCAUCGCUAAUGACAUCAAGUCGGAAGCACAGGAGGAGAUUGGGGAUAUGCGUCACCGUCUCCGCGAGGUCCAGGAGAAGAACGAGAAGCUGGGCAAGGAGCUGGAGGAAGUCAAGAACCGCAAGCAGGAUGAGGAGAGGGGCAGGGUGUAUAACUACAUGAAUGCAGUGGAGAGGGAUCUGGCUGCACUGAGGCAGGGUAUGGGCCUGAGCCGUCGCUCCUCUACCUCCUCAGAGCCCUCUCCCACCGUCAAAACCCUCAUCAAGAGCUUCGACAAUGCCUCCUCACAAGGUACCCCAACCUGCGAGUGCCUAGUCCCCCCGACCGCUGCCCCUGCUGUCACAUUACCACGCACUCCCCUGAGUCCCAGCCCCAUGAAGACCCCUCCUGCAGCCGCCAUCACACCCAUGCAGAGACAGUCCAUAACUGGGUCCAUCUCAGCAGCCAAACCCCUCUCCUCUCUGAAUGACAAAAGGCCCAGCUACACAGACAUCAGCAUGCCAGAGCAUCAUCUUAGGGGCUCCUCUGCCAGCCGCCCUGCCUCUGCUCUGCAGAGGGUCUCAAACAUGGACUCAUCUAAGGCCAUGGCCAUAUCAGUGUCCCGCAGGAGCAGUGAGGAGAUGAAGAGGGACAUCUCUGCCCCUGAGGGUGGCACCUCGUCCUCUCUGAUGGCCAUGGGCUCUGCUUCCUCCCUGUCCUCCUCCUCUCCCACCGCCUCCGUCACCCCCACUGCACGCAGCCGCCUCCGAGAGGAGCGGAAGGACCCCCUCUCAGCCCUGGCCCGGGAGUAUGGGGGUUCCAAGAGGAACGCACUGCUCAAGUGGUGCCAGAAGAAGACUGAGGGGUACCAGAACAUCGACAUAACAAACUUCAGCAGCAGCUGGAACGACGGCCUUGCGUUCUGUGCUGUGCUACACACCUACCUGCCUGCUCACAUCCCCUACCAGGAGCUCACGAGCCAGGACAAGAGGCGAAAUUUCACACUAGCCUUCCAGGCUGCAGAGAGUGUGGGGAUCAAGUCCACUCUGGAUCUCAAUGAGAUGGCCAGUACUGAGAGACCAGACUGGCAGAGUGUGAUGACCUACGUCACGGCCAUCUACAAGUACUUUGAGACCUGAUGUGAUUUCCCCACCCAACACUGCAAGCACAACCUGCAGCCCUGCUCGGAAGCUCCUCUGACCUCACUGCACCUCCAACACUUCAACUCGACAUUCAACUCUGGUGUUAUAGCUCACUUCACUGUACCACCCUUCAUCCCAGCCGUGCCACACGCCGGCCACUCUGUCUCUAGUCUAGAGGCCUGCUAGUUUUGAAUCGCCAUAAGAAACAUACAAAUAAGCUCACUGCAAGCUAUUCGUAAUAUUGUGAACAGUCUUGCCCUUUUCACUGACACCUUAAGUGUGAUGGACACACAGCUUAAGGGCACUUCAAGCACCUAUUCAGGGCCUGCUCUGUUGGGGAUUCUAUUUGUACUCUGAUCCGUUACUGGAUAACCCGGUUGAGAUGACCCUUAAUCCAAAUGAUCUGGUUAAACCAGUUGGAGAACAUGCUACAGACUAUCCCAGUCGUUGUGCCUUGCACCCAGCCUUUACUCUUCUAGCCAAGGGGUUAUCCAAAAUGUUUCAGCCAAACCAUACCCAUUGUGUGUAGUAUGUUCAUGGCACUUAUUUUCUAUGGAAAUAAGAGGAACAAAUGGAACACUUUGCCAGGUGCAGGUUCAUCUUUUAUCAUGGAUUAAGUGCCUGUUUAAAUCGCAUCACUGACUUCCUAAGAGAGGUUGUAGCAAAAAUGGCUCAAUGAAACUGUUUCAAUGCUCCAUGCUUUCAAAGCAUCUUUGGAGAAAUCGAAGUGAAGCUUUUUAAAAACACUAGUUAUUCAGCAGUUAUAUGAAAAACACUAGCUACAUCAUAAGGGAUAAAGCUGUCAGGUGCUCUCACGAUCACCUGUUAGAUUCAAGCUACAAUGUUGAUGGUCUGUUUUUAGGAGCGUGAACAUUGCUACAGUAGCAUUUUGUAUUGGUGACAGAGACCAAUGAACUAUACGGGACCAACACAAUGCCUCUCCGUGACAGCUUUCUCAUAUAGAACUGUCUUGAUCCUGAACCAAAAAAGGAAUGUGUUUUUUCUUUAUGUGAAGUCCAGGGCUAGACUUGGCAAAAGCCCUGCUUCUUGGUGAUUUGAUUGGACUGUUUGGCCAGGAUGUUGAGUCUCAAGGUUGAACAUUCUUCAUAGUCACUUUUGUUGUCGUCAUCAAUCAAGAUUGGGAAGGUUUUUCAACUGCAAAAUGCAUCAGUUUUGCUGCUGGACCCAAAUGUAUUAACAUAUUGUUAGUGUUGACACAUUACUUCCACCAACAGCAGACUGAUUUGCAUUCCAUACAUUGAACUCCCAGGAUUGUUCACAGUCCAGUGCUCUUGAACUAUAAGAUUGAUGUGUUAUUAGAUACUCUAAGCUCAACUCACAAUGGAUUUAACUAAUGGUGUGUGUGUGUAAACAAACUUUUUGUAAGUUGAUAUAUUCCAUCUUGCCAGUAACAUUUACCUAGCCUACAAAGAAAUUUGCACAGCAAAUUAUAACUACAAGAAAUGCUUAAGUAACACCUAUGUAAAUUAUAUAUCUGCGCUAUCUUCACCAAAUAUACUUCAUUGAUAUAAAGCCUUACUAACAUUAAUGUGGAACUCAAUUCUAUGUAGUUUACAUAGUUGGCAAGAAAGAUAUUGGAAUGAAGAAUGACUGUCAUGUUAUUGUGCCUCUGCUUAUUAGUUUCUGUGGGUUUAUUAGUGUGGUUUAAUCCACCAUCCAGUAUAGCGAGGCAAGUGUUAGAAAUGUUAAAGGACAUUAUAUAUAUACAAAAGUAUGUGGAUACCCCUUCAAAUGAGUGGAUUCGGCUAUUUCGGCCACACCCGUUGCUGGCAGGUGUAUGGAAUCGAGCACACAGCCAUGCAAUCUCCAUAGACAAACAUUGGCAGAAGAAUGGCCUUGCUAAAGAGUUCAGUGACUUUCAACAUGGCACUGUCAUAGGAUGCCACCUUUCCAACCAGUCAGUUUGUCAAAUUUCUGCCCUGCUAUAACUGCCCCGGUCAACUUUAUUUUAUUUUUUUAUUGUGAAGUGGAAACGUCUAUGAGCAACAACAGCUCAGCCGCAAAGUGGUAGGCCACACAUGCUCACAGAACGGGACCUGGAGUUGGCUCACAGACGUUGGCUGGAGUGGUGUAAAGCUUGUCGCCAUUGCACUCUGGAGUGAUGAAUCACGCUUCACCAUCUGGCAGUGCGACAGACAAAUGUGGGUUUGGCGGCUGCCAGGAGAACACUACCUGCCCGAAUGCAUAGUGCCAACUGUAAAGUUUGGUGGAGAUGGAAUAAAGAUCUGGGUCUUCAGGCUGCUUCCAGUGAAGGGAAAUCUUAACACUACAGCAUACUGACAUUUUAGACAAUUCUGUGCUUCCAACUUUGUGGCAACACAACUUUGCACAAAGCGAGAAAUAUCUAGAAAUGGUUUGCCCAGAGCCCUGACCUCAACUUCAUAAAACACCUUUGGGAUGAAUUGGAACGCCGACUGCAAGACAGACCCAAUCGCCCAACAUCAGUGCCCGACCUCAGUAAUGCUUUUGUGGCUGAAUUGAAGCAAGUUCCUGCAACAUCUAGUGGAAAGCCUUCCCAGAAGAGUGGAGGCUGUUAUAGCAGCAAAGGGGGGACCAACUCCAUAUUAUUGUCCAAGAUUUGUAAUAAGAUGUUCGACGAGCAGGUGUCCACAUACCUUUUGGUUAUGUAGUGUAUGUGACCAGUCUAUGACUUCAUCACACUGCUGCACUGAUAUCUCUCAUAAGCUCAUAACAUAAGCUGGCUUGUUGCCUUUCGUUUGUUUCCAACCACACUACUGUAUAAUUUCAGAAUGGUACUGGAAGCUGUGGAUACUCCCUCGUUGCCGUACCACCUUAGGUUAGGCCCCCAUACAUCUACGAUAUAACACAUUUGCAUGUGGCGAUGGGACUUAAAAAAAUAAAAAUGAUAUAUAUUUGAAAGCACAUUAACUCCGGUCUGCUUGCCAGGCACUGCAUGGUGAUUGAGGCACUCACUGACCAAGCACAACUAGGAGCAUGGCUGGUCGUUUUUUAUUUUUGUCGAUCAGUGUGGUUGGAGAGUAAGACUGUGGUUUAAGUUCUAGGGAGGGAUUGUAUGGAUGAACACUUUGUGAGAGCGCAUGAGCUGUGAUUUUGUUAUGUACAGUAUUUACUGUUGAACAUUGCAUAGUAUGUUACCUCUAAAUCUCAUGUAUUUAUAUUUCCCAUUGCCAUUACUGCAAACCUGUGGCUAAAAUCUGACUUGCAUUGGAUCCGAACAGUAGUUGGUUUGCUAUGAUUCUAUUAUGUGAAGCUCCUCUGCUACUUCUUGCCAAGUACACAAUGUAAUACUAAUUGGGUGGGUGUGCUUACAUUUGUCCUAUUUCACACAUGUACAAGUGUGUAUUAUACGCAUGUGAAUUUGAAAUGUUUUUUGCAUAUCCCUAAGACACCCUCGGAAUGUCUCUUGAUCGUGUUCCAAUGUACAUUGGUAUUGAUAAGUGGUACAGUGCCAUCAAAGUAUUCAUUCCACUUUUUGUUACAGCCUGAAUUCCAAAUGGAUUAACUACAUUUUUUUGAUCACAUCUACUGCACACACUAUCCCAUAAUGACAACGUGAAUGCAUGUUUUUAGAGAUUUUUGCAAAUGUAUUAAAUUUAAAUACUGAAAUAUCUAAUGUUUUCACACCCCUGAGUCAUUACUUUGUAGUAGCACCUUUUGUUAGUGAUUCCAGCUGUGAGUCUUUCUGGAUAAGUCUCUAAUAGCUUUCCACACCGGGAUUGUGCAACAUUUUCCCAUUUUUAUUAUUAUCUAAAUUCUUCAAGCUCUGUCAAAUUGGUUGUUGAUCAUUGCUAGAGAACCCUUUUCAGGUAUUGGCGUAGAUUUAAGUAAACUAACUCGGCCACUCAGGAACAUUCACUGUCUUCUUGGUAAGCAACUCCAGUGUAUAUUUGGCCUUGUGUUUUAGGUUAUUGUCCUGCUGAAAGGUGAAUUCAUCUGUGUCUGGUGGAAAUCAGGUUUUCCUUGGAUUUUUCUGUGCUAAGCUCAAUUCUGUUUCUUUGUUACCCUGAAACUCCUGACACACAUCUCAAUUUAAUCCAUUUUAAAUGCAGGCUAUAACAGCAAUGUGGAAGUCAAGGGGUGUGUAUACUUUCUGAAGCCACUGUAUAUGUUGUCAUUUAUGAGGACUGAAACCUUUCCCUAACAUUAUAGAUAAACAAUGUCAAAAUAUCAGACUAUCAUCUUGACAUAUCACCACUGAAGAACAUACAGUUGAAGUUUGAAGUUUACGUACAUUCAUUAAAACUUGUUUUUCAAUUUAUUGUUAAACUAUAGUUUUGACAAGUUGGUUAGGACAUCUACUUUGUGCAUGACACAAAUCAUUUUUACCAACAAUUGUUUACAGAUUAUUUCUAUUACAAUUCACUGUAUCACAAUUCCAGUGGGUCAGAAGUUUACAUACACUAAGUUGACUGUGCCUUUUAAACAGCUUGGAAAAUUCCAGAAAAUUGUCAUGGCUUUAGAAGCUUCUGAUAGGCUAAUUUACAUAAUUUGAGGAAAUUGGAGGUGUACCUGUGGAUGUAUUUCAAGGCCUACCUUCAAACUCUGUGCCUGUUUGCUUGAUAUCAUGGGGAAAUCAAAAGAAAUCAGCCAAGACCUCAGAAAAAAAAUUUGUAGACCUCCACAAGUCUGGUUCAUCCUUGGGAGCAAUUUCCAAACGCCUGAAGGUACCACAUUCAUCUGUACAAACAAUAGUACGCAAGUAUAAACACCAUGUUACCACGCAGCCAUCAUACUGCUCAGGAAGGAGAUGUGUUCUGUCUCCUCGAGAUGAAUGUACUUUGGUGUGAAAAGUGCAAAUCAAUCCCAGAACAGCAAAGGACCUUGUGAAGAUGCUGGAGGAAACGGGUACAAAAGUAUCUAUAUCCACAGUAAAAUGAGUCCUAUAUCAACAUAACUUGAAAGGCCGCUCCACAAGGAAGAAGCCACUGCUCCAAAACCGCCAUAAUAAAGCCAGACUACGGUUUGCUACUGCACAUGGGGACAAAGAUCAUACUUUUUGGAGCAAUGUCCUUUGGUCUGAUGAAACAAAAAUAGAACUGUUUGGCCAUAAUGACCAUCGUUAUGUUUGGAGGGAAAAGGGGAGGCUUGCAAGCCAAAGAACACCAUCCCAAUCGUGAAGAACUUGGUUGGCAGCAUCAUGUUGUGGGGUUGCUUUGCUGCAGGAGGAACUGGUGCACUUCACAAAAUAGAUGGAGUCAUGAGGAAGGAAAAUGAUGUGGAUAUAUUGAAGCAGCAUCUCAAGACAUUAGUCAGGAAGUUAAAGCUUGGUUGCAAAUGGGUCUUCCAAAUGGACAUUGACCCCAAGCAUACUUACAAAGUUGUGGCAAAAUGGCUUAAGGACAACAAAGUCAAGGUAUUGGUGUGGCCAUCACAAAGCACUGACCUCAAUCCUAUAGAACAUUUGUGGGCAAAACUGAAAAAGCGAGUGCGAGCAAGGAGGCCUACAAACCUGACUCGGUUUGUUGUAAAAAAAUAUAUAUUUCACCCUUUAUUUAACCAGGUAGGCUAGUUGAGAACAAGUUCUCAUUCACAACUGCGACCUGGCCAAGAUAAAGCAACGCAGUGCGACACAGAGUUACACAUGGAAUAAACAAGCGUACAGUCAAUGACACAAUAGAAAAAAAGAAAGUCUAUAUACAGUGUGCAAAUGGCGUGAGGAGGAAAGGCAAUAAAUAGGCCACAGUAGCGAAGUAAUUACAAUUUAGCAAAUUAACACUGGAGUGAUCGAUGUGCAAGUAGAAAUACUGGUGUGCAAAAGAGCAGAAAAGUGUUUGACGCAAGGUAAAAAUUUAAAGGCAAUGCUACCAAACACUCAAUUAGUAUAUGUAAACUUCUGACCCACUGGGAAUGUGAUGAAAGAAAUAAAAGCUGAAAUAAAUCAUUCUCUCUACUAUUAUUCUGACAUUUAACAUUCUUAAAAUAAAGUGGUAAUCCUAACUGACCUAAAACAGGGAAUUUUUACUAGGAUUAAACGUCAGGAAUUGCGAAAAACUCAGUUUAAAUGUAUUUGGCUAAGGUGUAUGUAAACUUCCGACUUCAACUGUAGCUAGUGCUUGAGUUCAUUCAAUAAGUUGCUAAUUUUCCGUGGCUUCUUUAGACUUUAUUUUGCUCCGCAUGUUCUUCUGCUCAUUUUCUUCACGACAUCACAACAAAUGUGAAAAGAACUUAAAGCAUGUUUUAUUUUGUUUUAUGGGUCCAUUUGUUAUAAGUUCAUUUUGUUAACUUGAAAGGUUUUAAAUGUUUCUAAGCCUUUCUUUUCUUUCUUAUUAAUGGUGUUUUUUGCAUUUGAAUGAAUGUCAUUCUUGCCAGAGUUUUACUCUGUAAUAAGGAGACCAAGAGAUCCAUGGCGUCUUAUUCUGGUUUUAAGAAGUCAUGGUUGCCACUUAAUUGCCGAAGGAGUAUCUUGAAAGAAAGACGUGUCCUGUUGAUUUGAUACUGAUAAUAGAAAGAGUAUGGUGUUGUGUAGGGAAGUAGACCAAAUGCUCAUGUAUUAUGAUCCUUUUUCUCCUUUUUUUAAGUGGUUGAUUAAGGUUUUCUAUAUGUGUUUACAUGUUAUUUUGCAGAAAGUAAUAUUAAAGGAUCACUGCAACAGG
This is a messenger RNA of Oncorhynchus masou masou (cherry salmon), 15482 nucleotides long. Its product is annotated as cytospin-A-like. The transcript is spliced from 15 exons. Gene Ontology annotation, biological process: actin cytoskeleton organization. NCBI's taxonomy places the organism in Eukaryota, Metazoa, Chordata, Actinopteri, Salmoniformes, Salmonidae. Bases 5500 to 8883 code for a protein of 1127 amino acids. The record is from RefSeq and is a predicted model, not a curated record. Gene Ontology annotation, molecular function: protein binding. Gene Ontology annotation, cellular component: filamentous actin; microtubule organizing center.